CUAAAAGACGGUUCGGAAGGUGCUUUUGUCUGGAGACAAAUGAUCAUCGCUCUUCAGCUGCGCAGUUCGCAACAUAAUUAAAUGCGAUACUAAACGUUCGCAAGUUCCUUCUGUACCGCACACGUUUUUGCCAUUCGGCACACGAGGGCUAUAUACAAGCGUCUACAGAGAAUUGCACGUUGGACAUUGCACGUGAUCUUGAAGUCGUGAAAAUAGAUUGAUCCCGCGGAAACAACAUCUGACAGGGGCAUCAGGAUUAUUCAAUAAUCAGCGGAUCACUAUGACAGUUUUACCCGUGAUACCGUUUUUCCUAGGCUAUAUCAUACAGAAUCAAAGCAAUCCUACGCCCUCGUACAUAUUCCACGUGCGGGUAGACACGUUAUUCAUCAACAAAUCAGGAACACACGAUACUGAGAACAACGCCGGCCUGGCGUUCAACCUGAAGUGUCAGCCGUAUAUGGAUCAAAAUUUAAAAUGUCACAUCCAAAAAGACAUUUUUUAUUCACCUAGCACUGACUUUGUACACAUGGUGGACAAUAACGAUUUCACGCCGUCAUGCCUUCAAUUCGACCGGAUACGUUACCGAAUGAGCUUCGAUUUUAAGGGAGUAACAAGCUAUCAAAUCUUGACGGAAAACGUGGAAAACAAGAAAACUCUGUUGGAAAUGUACCGGUUCAUCGGGGAUCAGUUGAGCGUUGGUGCUGACCUCAAAACAAGGGGCUUCGAAUUCAAUACGACGGAGGACACCAUUAUCGGAAAAUGCCCAACACUUUACAAAAUCCAUCAUGAUGUGACCCUCAAUACAAGUAAUUUCGAGCUCACCUUAAUUGCGAGACAGAAAUACAGGUUGAACAAGAACGAAUCGUUGCAUAUAAGUAAACAAAGGCGUGUGAACGAGUGCCAUCCGCAGAACGGUUAUAUUCUCGGAAGGAUCUUAUGGACCGACCUCAUUACAUCGAAAGUCACCGCGAAGCUGAAAGAAUCGGGGACUCUAAUGAUGUUUGCUCAGAACGAUUUCUACACCAAGACCAUCAAUACAUUUGAUCUCUAUAAUGAGCAAGAUAAGAGGGUUGGAUAUGUCUAUGAAACGAUGAAUGUUAGAUUGGAUUUUAUAGAGGGCUGAAGAACAUUGAUUCGUUAAAUCAAACGCUGAAGGAUACGCUCAGUGACCUCAAUUUGGCAACGAACAAAAUUACACGGAGGACAUAUUUAUAAUUCGUUUUUAAAAUAUUCUUGACAUGCGGCAUUAAACUGCAUAAGGUGUUAUAAUUAUUAUAACUACGUAAACGGUAUAUAUAUAUAUAUAUAUAUAUAUAUAUAUAUAUAUAUAUAUUUUACUCUUUUAUGUCUUUUGAUGACUUAUUACUGGCAUAGAUAACGAUAUACAGCGUUUGUUAUGUUUCUAUCUUUUCUUUAAUAAAAUUUAUAAUUUUGCCGCUCGCUAA
Messenger RNA from Odontomachus brunneus, 1445 nucleotides. RefSeq lists its product as uncharacterized. Gene Ontology annotation, molecular function: lipid carrier activity. Lineage: Eukaryota; Metazoa; Arthropoda; Insecta; Hymenoptera; Formicidae. The coding region runs from base 281 to 1123 and encodes 280 amino acids. The record is from RefSeq and is a predicted model, not a curated record. Gene Ontology annotation, biological process: lipid transport. The transcript has 4 exons.